AUGAGCUGGAAGGCUUCUCUUCACCGGCACUUGGGUCCUGACGUUGGCUUGGGAAUCCCUGCAGGUCAAGAAUGCAGCUCCAUGCAGGCUCUUCCAGGGCACUUCUUAUCGAGAAACGCAACGCCAGCGCGUUUCUGUGCCCGAAAGUUGCCCCUCCUCUGCCCCUCGUUCUCCCUCGCCAACGUCAACGAUUCGGGUUGGUACCACGACAGCCAGAGAGCAAUGGAAAUAUCUGAAGAAGCCAACCAGCAGAAUCAUUUGGUUACCUACGGCCAACAGAUUGAGCCACCUCAUAUGGAUGCAUGGUCAAUCAGCCAUGACGCAUCUGGGGGAGAGCAUAACCCCAGCAUUCAUCACCUCGAGAGUCGAGAACGGCAGUGA
This is a messenger RNA of Colletotrichum paranaense, 381 nucleotides long. RefSeq lists its product as uncharacterized. NCBI's taxonomy places the organism in Eukaryota, Fungi, Ascomycota, Sordariomycetes, Glomerellales, Glomerellaceae. The record is from RefSeq and is a predicted model, not a curated record. Bases 1 to 381 code for a protein of 126 amino acids. The transcript is spliced from 3 exons.